This is a messenger RNA of Thalassophryne amazonica, 2750 nucleotides long. It is a transcript of the gene cnot2, whose product is annotated as CCR4-NOT transcription complex, subunit 2. Lineage: Eukaryota; Metazoa; Chordata; Actinopteri; Batrachoidiformes; Batrachoididae. The record is from RefSeq and is a predicted model, not a curated record. The transcript is spliced from 15 exons. Gene Ontology annotation, biological process: regulation of stem cell population maintenance; regulation of DNA-templated transcription; nuclear-transcribed mRNA poly(A) tail shortening. Gene Ontology annotation, cellular component: CCR4-NOT core complex; P-body. The coding region runs from base 138 to 1709 and encodes 523 amino acids.
GGUCGGAGGUCAGAGGUUAAAGGCUAAACUUCUUUCGGUUGAGAAUACACACAGCCAUUUUGGAUCUAACGAACAGAAGGGAAAUUGAUGCGGCAGCAACAUCCGUGCAAUCUCGGUCUCUGCAGGUGACAAAAGGCAUGUUUGGUUCAAGAAAAAAAUUUGUGGAGUUUGUGGAGGUAGUCGAUAAUGACUUUGCCGAUGAAAGUUUGUACUACAACCAGUCGUCAAUGUUCACGCAUCGAUCUGACAAAGAUAUGUUGUCCUCUCCUUCACCAUCAUCGUCAGGUCAGCUAUCGCAGCUCGGCGCAAGUUUGUACGGUCCCCAAAGUGCACUAGGUUUCUCAGUAAGGGGUAUGAGUAAUAAUACGCCUCAGUUAAACCGAAAUCUAACACAAGGCAACCAGCUACCAAGUCACAUAACCCCCACAACGGGGGUACCAACUAUGUCACUUCAUACCCCACCAUCACCAAGCAGAGGAACAUUGCCGAUGAACUCGAGAAACAUGCUGAACCAUUCUCAGGUUGGUCAAGGCAUUGGGAUUGGUGGUAGGACCAACAGUAUGAGCAGCUCUGGACUCGGCAGCCCCAACCGCAGCUCACCCAGUAUCAUCUGUAUGCCCAAACAGCAGCCAGCACGCCAGCCCUUUACCAUAAACAGCAUGUCAGGAUUUGGAAUGAACCGCAAUCAAGCAUUUGGAAUGAACAACUCGUUAUCAAACACCAUUUUUAAUGGCACAGAUGGGAGUGAAAACGUAACAGGCCUGGAUCUGUCAGACUUUCCUGCAUUAGCGGAGAGGAGUCGGAGAGAAGGAACUGGAAACCCUACACCGGUGCUCAACCCCCUGGCAGGAAGAGCUCCCUAUGUUGGCAUGGUGACAAAACCCUCGACUGAACAGACACAGGAUUUCUCCAUUCAUAAUGAGGACUUCCCUGCAUUGCCGGGCCCCAACUAUAAGGACCCGACACUGAACAAUGACGACAACAAAACUAACUUGAACUCUUCAAACAAGAGCACAUCCAGUACAGAUGGGCCAAAGUUUCCUGGAGAUAAAACAGCCUCAGCACAGAACAAUAAUCAGAAGAAAGGCAUCCAGGUCUUGCCUGACGGUAGGGUGACGAACAUUCCCUCUGGAAUGGUGACGGAUCAGUUUGGCAUGAUUGGACUUCUGACGUUUAUCCGAGCAGCGGAAACUGAUCCAGGGAUGGUCCAUCUGGCAUUGGGAAGUGACCUCACAACACUGGGACUCAACUUGAAUUCACCAGAAAACUUGUACCCAAAAUUUGCUUCUCCUUGGGCCUCAGCACCUUGUCGACCUCAAGACAUCGACUUUCAUGUUCCCUCUGAGUACUUAACAAAUAUUCACAUAAGGGACAAGUUGGCUGCAAUCAAACUGGCUCGAUACGGUGAAGACCUGUUGUUCUACCUGUACUACAUGAAUGGUGGAGAACUGCUACAACUUCUGGCAGCAGUAGAACUUUUUAACCGGGACUGGCGGUACCACAAAGAGGAGCGGGUUUGGAUCACAAGGGCACCUGGCAUGGAGCCAACACUGAAGACCAACACCUACGAGAGAGGAACGUACUACUUCUUUGAUUGUCUUAACUGGAGGAAGGUAGCCAAGGAAUUUCAUCUGGAGUAUGACAAGCUGGAAGAGAGGCCUCAUGUUCCAGCAACGUUCAACUACAACCCAGCCCAGCAGGCUUUCUAAGGCCCCACCAGUCCCAAGGCUGCAGCUGUUCCUGCACACAACACUUUUGUCCAUGGGGGGACGCUGCGGAUCACAGCUUGGUUUUUAUUCCUCAAGGAUUUGGCUGUUUGACCACAGAAGUCAUGGCCACCAUCAGACCUGCCCUGCCUCUCUCCAAAUUUCAUGCUGCCCAGCCCCCCCCCCCCCCCCCCCCUAAAAAAAAACCCCACAACACUGUUUGUUUUUAUAUUCCCAGUGUUCCUCCUGUGUAUUUUUUUUUUCUUUUUCUUGUUUUGAGCAGGGUCUGUGAUAUGUUUACGUCUCUGAACCUGAAAGCAGUUUUCUUCCAGAGAAGGACUAUAGCCUUGUGGCAGAGGACAGUGACAGAACGAGAAUUGCACCUCGUGUGUUCGACCAACAUCGGACAGGAAAGGCGCCGGGGGAGGGGGGGUUAACAGAGCACCAUCCUCGAAACAAAUGAAAUGGUGAAAGAAAUGCAAUGUUUAUUGUUGCACUAUGUUUAGUAAUAAAAGAACACAAAAUUUGUUUGUGCUUUUUUUUUUUAAUGUGAAGACACUCCCUUGAUCAUUUUUUGGACGAGGUGGUAUUUGCAGCCUAUCCGCACGCAUCCCUUUUCAUCUCAGUUUUUCACCUCCGUAAUAAUUCCUUUGACUUUUGAACUGCACCGACCUUUCUGUCUCGCAUACUUUCUCUUUUUUCCUCUGCCAGUUAAACCGAUUUCAGUUUGCACAAGUGGACAAGUCGACUUUCAGCAGAGGUUAAACAUGUCGCUCCAGAGCAAAGAAAACUUUUCACUGUUUGUUACAGUUUUGUAAGAAAUGUGUACAUUAUAUUAUUUCCUGACAUCUCAUAAAUUAGUGUAUGUAUGUACGAAUGUAUAUAUAUGACUGCUAUAUGUAUAUAUACAUAUAUAUAACAUCUAUUUUGAAAGAAAUUUUGCCUUGCUUUGUACCUCUUUUUUUAUGAGGUGAGCACAGAUGCAACACGUGGACAGGAUAUUUCUGGAUGUGUUGGACAGUUUGUAGGUGCUUAUGAUACACA